CAUGAAUGUAUCUUCCUGGAAUGUAUUGACCGUGUUGGUGACGUAAUAGCGCGUCACCCACAACAGCGGUGACGUACAAUUAUGUAACUGCCGUUGACGUUACAGUCCCCCCUCCCUUCACUUUCUUUAUAUUUCCAUCUCUGCCCCCUUUACUCCUCCCUCUUCCACACCUUUCUCUCCUCCUCUUUUCUCUCUCUACCAUGCACCAAGCCAUUCCCUACAGAACUUGCAUCCCUACCGGCGCACAUGACCGGUCACACGCCGGAGGGACCGCGGGAUCCAAUGGCGCUGAUCCAGCCAGCGUGGCCACAGUGGUUUCAGAAAACGCCGUCGUCAUCAUUGGGAGACGGGGCUGCUGCAUGUGCCACGUGGUCAAAAGGUUGUUACAAGGCCUUGGAGUCAACCCUCCCGUUUAUGAGGUCCACGAGGACCACGAGGCUGCCGUUGCUCGCCACCUCUCCCCUCACACCGCCGAAGCACUCCAGUUUCCGGCGGUCUUCCUCGCCGGCAAGCUAUUCGGGGGCUUGGAACGAGUCAUGGCCACUCAUAUAUCAGGUGAAUUGGUUCCCAUAUUAAAGGACGCUGGUGCCUUGUGGCUCUGACUAAUUUACCUCUUUUUUUCUUUAAUUUCUUGAGAGGGAAAUUAAUCACAUAUAGAAAUUUUUUCUUAGAUUGAUUUCCCUUUUUUCUUUCUUCUUUCUCUAAGUCUCUUGGAUUGGCGAGAGAAACUCCGUUGUGUUGUGAAUAACUGCGUCGUGUUGAGAAGCGAAGAAAUUCUGUACAUUAUGUUUAAGUUAGUUAAAUUUGACGUACAAGUUCAUCUUGAA
Messenger RNA from Vigna umbellata (rice bean), 827 nucleotides. The record is from RefSeq and is a predicted model, not a curated record. NCBI's taxonomy places the organism in Eukaryota, Viridiplantae, Streptophyta, Magnoliopsida, Fabales, Fabaceae.